AUGAAUUCCAUGAAUGCCCGUUUCAAGAACCUCGUGGGCUCGAAACGCAAGAGUUCAGCUGGCAAUCCGACUCCAUCACCACAGGGCAGCAUCGCCCCCACCGGACAGCAACGACCGACGUCGCUUUCACCGCAGGCUUCGAAUUCGAGCAGCUCCUCGCUCCCGAUGAAUCAGCAAAAUCCCCUGGGCCGCCCGCCCUCGUACACGUACGCGCAGUCUGGCGGCCUCGGUGCGCCCAACCAGCAGCAUGGCCGACCUGCCAGCCCUCUCCCACCCAUCAACACAGGCGCACCGGGAGGCUAUCCGCCGCAACAGCCCAUGGGCUACCCCCCGCAGGGAGGACCGCCUGGCUAUCCCGCCGCGCCCGGAGGAGGACAGUACGGGCAGGCAUACGGUGCACCCCCGCCCAACCCGGGUGUGCCUCUUGGGCCGCCAGCGCAAUACAGACCGCCUGGGCACACGGGCGAGCUGCAGGGCGAGGGCCGCUCCAAGGCGCAGCUGAUUGUCGGUAUCGAUUUCGUGAGUAUCGCCAUGUCUCGGGGCACUACCUUUUCCGGCGUUGCAUUCGCCUUUGCUACCAACACCGAGGCCAAGGAAGACAUAAUCACUGAAUGGCCCGGCGCGGGAAAUCAGACAAAGCAAAAGAUCCCCACCGUAUUGUACUACGAUCAGUACCAGAAGGUUGUAGGAUGGGGACCAGACAUUGCCGACGCAUUGGCUCCGACCGGCUACCCCAAGCCUGGCGUGCAAAAGGUGGAAUGGUUCAAGCUGCAGCUCAUGCUGUCUGGCAACACAUACAUCGACCCCAUCAACCUGCCGCCUCUACCCCCGGGCAAGUCAGAAAUCGACGUGGCCGCCGACUACCUCUUCCACCUCCGACAGGCGAUGCGAAACCAGCUGCAAAAGACGCUGGGUGAAGUUUUCAACCGUGAAGAGCGCAACAUCAGAUACUACCUGACCGUGCCCGCCAUCUGGAAUGAUGCUGGAAAGGCCGCAACACGUGCCGCAGCCAUCCAGGCUGGAUUCCUCCGUGACGAGAACGACAACAGGUUGACACUUAUCACCGAGCCGGAAGCUGCCGCUAUGUUUUGCUCAAAGACUGGUCUUCUAAACCUCAAGAUCCACGACGCCGUCCUCAUCGUCGAUUGUGGUGGUGGUACUGUCGAUUUGAUUGCGUACGAGGUCGAGGAAGAGCAGCCAUUCUCCGUGGCUGAGUGCACAGCAGGAUCCGGUGACUCUUGCGGUUCAACGGCCCUCAACCGAAACUUCAGUAACAUUCUGCGCGCCAAGAUACGGAAGAUGAAGCUCCCUGACGGUUCCAAGACUGCCGGCAAAGUAUACGCAAAAUGCAUCAUGGACUUUGAGAACAGGAUAAAGGCCGACUUCCGAAACAACGGUCAAAAGUGGGCGGUCGAUGUUGGUAUUGAGGCCGAGUUCCCAGAGGCUGGCAUCGAGGAGGGUUACAUGACAUUUACAAACGAGGAGAUUCUGCAGUGCUUCGAGCCUGUAGUAAACCGAAUCUUGGAACUUGUUAGGAACCAGAUCAUUGCCAUCCAGGCGCAAAACAGGGCAUUACAGGUGAGUCGAGAUCAUCAGCAUCCAAGGAUCGUCCGACCCAUGGACUCUGUCGCUGCCAUCGUCAAGGGUGCCGUCACCGCCGACGGCAAGGACCGAUGCAAAUACACGCGCCAAAUAUUCGUGCAAAAAGGUCAGCGUGUCAAGAUCGGCGAGCCCGUCAAAGUCUCUUUCUUCCGCCAAGUCGCCCCCGGUGCCACGCUCAUGUACGAAGGACAUACUCUACGCCUGCGACGACGACGCAUCAAGGAAGUCGUAACCCUAACGUCUGACCUCUCACGCAAAAACCUCGAAAAGGACUUUGAACGCAUGGACACGCCCCAAGGCACCUUUUACCGCGUCUACUUCGACAUCUACCUCACGCUCGACGGCUCGGAAUUCAACGCCGAGCUUGUCUGCCAGGGCGAAGUCAUGGGUCGCUGCACUGCGAGAUUUAGGUAG
This is a messenger RNA of Parastagonospora nodorum SN15, 2016 nucleotides long. RefSeq lists its product as hypothetical. Gene Ontology annotation, molecular function: ATP binding; ATP-dependent protein folding chaperone. The transcript has 6 exons. Lineage: Eukaryota; Fungi; Ascomycota; Dothideomycetes; Pleosporales; Phaeosphaeriaceae. The record is from RefSeq and is a predicted model, not a curated record. The coding region runs from base 1 to 2016 and encodes 671 amino acids.